AUUGCAUCUUGGGAGUUUGUACAUGGGGAGGGGAGGUGAAAAUCAGCAGUCAGCCGAGAUUUAACCAGAAUUGGGCUAUUUGCAAAAGCAGAGCCGAGAUACCACCCUCCCUCUUUAGACCAGUACUUCCCAGCCCCUUCUUGAGGCAGUCGCUCUCCGACGCUGUAUCCUUCCCCAUCCGACUGCAGGCGGAGACUACCGAGCUGUAAUAGCGGCGCUCGUCAGGGCCAGUACCAGGCCCCAGAGAUCGAGAUCACGGCCCCACACCUCACAUUCUGGCUUCUGAGGUGUUCGCGUGAGCCCCUAACCCCCUUCCGCCACACCAUCCUGUACACAAUUCGGGGCGCAAGUUGGUUUUAUUGGGAGAGACUUAAGACUGUCAAAGGCCUGGUGAACAUAGAGGAAUUCAGAUGAGCUUCGAAAAAAAAAUUUUUUUUUAAACCAAGACAAACGUCUUUAAAUGCUCAGUAAAAGCCCUAACACGGGCACCUGGGUACCGGUAGAGAUCACAGGGAGAGAGGUGGGAGACGCCUGGAGUUAGAAGUCCAGCCCCGGUGGGAAGGUCUGAGUAAGGAGCCGCCCACAAGGAGCUCCAGGUUCAGGGCUGGGGUGUGGGGUCGCUCAGGUACAGAAACUCGUCAGAAACUAGGCGGAGCGUGAGUCAGCGCUGCCCAAGGGGCUCUCCGCCCCUUGGGAGGUGGGUCGUAGUUAGGCUCCGUACUAGAGAAGGGCAGAAGAAACUGGGCCAAGCCGCACUUUUACCUCGAGGGGCCUCGAGGACUCUCCGCGUCUCUGGAGACAAGGGCACUACAAGCACUUCAAGAUGAAGAGUUCGCGCCUCCUGAGGAAAGAGAACUCCGUGUUCCGUUGCGGAGCCGGACGCCUGCAUUGGGAAGCAGGGCAAAUCAAGGCUGGGAAAUGGGACCCCUAGGUCACGGCUGCCGCAGGGCCUGAAGAGGCCUUCUCUCAAUUUCCCAGGACACCUUUGCGGCUUCUUCCUCUCCCCGCGAUCUAAAUGGAUCACUCCGCCUAUUCCCUCCCCCUCGCCCCCAGCUCCCCCGCUCUUAGGGCGCAAUGGAUUGUUCCAUUGCCCCUCCAGUCUGCGGCCAGCGUUGCGGGGGACGCUGGCAAGGUUGCUAGGGAAAGCCCCGGACGUGACGGCUAAAUGCGACCCUGAGCAGCCUCCCUUCUCCUGUCCGUCAUUCCCCUGCGCGCGUUCUCCUUACACCCUUGCCCUCCCCCACGUGGGUUCCAAGCUGGGGAGAAGUAAACAGCAGGCGGAGCGGGGCUCGCGGAUCCAGGCCAGGUGGGAGUUUGCACUCUUCCAGGGUCCUACGCUGCUGCUCUGGGUUCUUUCUUGCAAAUCUUCAGUCUUGCAUGACUGGGAUGAUCCAUUAGGAAGCUCCUGGCCUCGGGACCGAGUCCCCACUGCGUUGGGGGCGGGGCUUGGUUGCGCGUCAGUGCGUCUGCAGCGUGGUGGGGGUGUGUGUUUGUGGAGAGGACUGGAGUAAAAGCGGGAGUAUGCUGGGGCUCCCGGGGCGGCGGCUCCCUUCGGCGGAGUUCCUGCUCCUGUUGCCAUUGCUGCUGCUGCCGCUGCUGCUGCUGCUGCUGCCCGCCGCCCCUGCGCCCCAUCGGGCUGCCUACAAGCCGGUCAUAGUGGUGCACGGGCUCUUUGACAGUUCGUACAGCUUCCGCCAUCUGCUGGAAUACAUCAAUGAGACCCACCCUGGGACUGCGGUGACAGUGCUCGAUCUCUUCGAUGGGAGAGAGAGUUUGCGACCCCUGUGGGAACAGGUGCAAGGGUUCCGAGAGGCUGUGGCUCCCAUCAUGGCAAAGGCUCUUCAAGGGGUGCACCUCAUCUGCUACUCCCAGGGGGGCCUGGUGUGCCGGGCACUCCUGUCUGUGAUGGAUGAACACAAUGUGGAUUCUUUCAUCUCUCUCUCCUCUCCACAGAUGGGACAGUAUGGAGACACAAACUAUUUGAAGUGGCUGUUCCCCACCUCCAUGAGGUCUAACCUCUACCGGAUCUGCUACAGCCCGUGGGGCCAGGAAUUCUCCAUCUGCAACUACUGGCAUGACCCCCACCAUGAUGACUUGUACCUCAAUGCCAGCAGCUUCCUGGCCCUGAUCAAUGGGGAAAGAGACCAUCCCAAUGCCACUGCUUGGCGGAAGAACUUUCUGCGUUUGGGCCGCCUGGUGCUGAUUGGGGGCCCUGAUGAUGGUGUCAUUACUCCCUGGCAGUCCAGCUUCUUUGGUUUCUAUGAUGCAAACGAGACAGUCUUGGAGAUGGAGAAGCAACUGGUUUAUCUGCGGGACUCUUUUGGGUUGAAGACUCUCCUGGCCCGGGGGGCCAUAGUGAGGUGUCCAAUGGCUGGGAUUGCCCACACGGCCUGGCACUCCAACCGUACCCUUUAUGAGACCUGCAUUGAACCUUGGCUCUCCUGAGGGACCCCUCAGGAACUCCCCUCCCAGAGAUGGAAUGGAGCCUUGGAUGUCAGGCCUUGGUGUGCCUGUGACCGCCUCACUGGUCCCACACUGCCCCCACCAACCAAGGCUCCAGGACCCCUCCUCUGUGAAUGACACAUCCUGGUCUCCUCCAUCUCGUGUCCUCCCUUUUGGGGGUUGCUCCAUGCUCUCCCAUGCCCCCCAAGGCCAAGGCCAAGGCCAAGGCCAAGGCCAAGGCUGGGAAGUGGGAAACAAGAUUAACUUGUGGCUGCUCCUAUUGCUGCUGCUCCUCUGUCUCUGGCUCUACAGAAGGAGAACCCAGCCCCUGCCCACCACAGGGUCUCCUUCCAAGCCACUCAGGACAUUUUUAGCUUGUUUUUCCCACGUUCCCUUUUCCUCUGAACUCCCCUGUUGUGAGCCCUCCCAACCCGCCAGGAAGGACCACCUAUGAGAGUGGGGUUCUGAGGCUCCACUAUGGGGACAGUUCCGUUCUUGAAGUGUCAAUGUUGGGGAAUAUCUGUGGCCUGUGAGGCCCAUCUCAGGUUUGGGGAUCCCCCAGUCCCUAUAUUCAGUAUUGGGGUGCCCUCUGGGAGCCUAGUUUCUUUGAGGCUCCAGCCCCUCUUUUAGCUACCCUUGAAUGGGUGUGUUACUACCCCUGUAUUUAUGAAAAUAAAGUUCCAUUUACUCAG
Capra hircus (goat) is the source of this 3134-nucleotide messenger RNA. RefSeq names its product palmitoyl-protein thioesterase 2 (gene PPT2). Gene Ontology annotation, cellular component: lysosome. Gene Ontology annotation, molecular function: palmitoyl hydrolase activity; thiolester hydrolase activity. Bases 1522 to 2445 code for a protein of 307 amino acids. The transcript is spliced from 10 exons. The record is from RefSeq and is a predicted model, not a curated record. Lineage: Eukaryota; Metazoa; Chordata; Mammalia; Artiodactyla; Bovidae.